AGACUUAGCACAAUCUCAUCCGCUCUAAACAACCUCAUCAAAACUACUUUCUGGUCAGCGAGAAGCAAUAAUUAUUAUUAACAUUUAUUACCGAUCAAUAAACUUGAUUGCAUUAUGGCCAGCACCAUUAAGGAAGCUCUGUCGGUGGUGAGCGAGGACCAGUCGCUGUUUGAGUGUGCCUACGGAACGCCGCACCUGGCGAAGACGGACAUGACCGCGUCCUCCUCCGGUGACUAUGGACAGACAUCCAAGAUGAGCCCGCGUGUCCCCCAGCAGGACUGGCUGUCUCAACCCCCAGCCAGGGUCACCAUCAAGAUGGAAUGUAACCCUAACCAGGUGAACGGCUCAAGGAACUCCCCCGACGAAUGCAGCGUGGCGAAAGGCGGGAAGAUGGUGGGCAGCCCGGACACGGUCGGGAUGAACUACGGCUACAUGGAGGAGAAGCACAUGCCGCCCCCGAACAUGACCACAAAUGAGCGCAGAGUCAUCGUCCCCGCAGACCCCACGCUGUGGAGCACAGACCACGUCCGGCAGUGGCUGGAGUGGGCAGUGAAGGAGUACGGCCUUCCGGAUGUGGACAUCGUACUGUUUCAGAACAUCGACGGCAAGGAGCUGUGCAAGAUGACCAAGGACGACUUCCAGAGGCUCACCCCGAGCUACAACGCCGACAUCCUUCUCUCCCACCUCCACUACCUCAGAGAGACUCCUCUUCCACAUUUGACUUCAGAUGAUGUUGAUAAAGCCUUACAAAACUCUCCACGGUUAAUGCAUGCUAGAAACACAGGGGGUGCAGCUUUUAUUUUCCCCAAUACUUCAGUAUAUCCUGAAGCUACGCAAAGAAUUACAACUAGGCCAGAUUUACCUUAUGAACCACCCAGGAGAUCAGCCUGGACUGGUCAUGGCCACCCCACCCCCCAGUCGAAAGCUGCUCAACCAUCCCCUUCCACGGUGCCCAAAACGGAGGACCAGCGGCCUCAGUUAGAUCCUUACCAGAUUCUUGGGCCGACGAGUAGCCGCCUUGCAAACCCAGGGAGCGGGCAGAUCCAGCUCUGGCAGUUCCUCCUGGAGCUUCUGUCCGACAGCUCCAACUCCAACUGCAUCACCUGGGAAGGCACCAACGGGGAGUUCAAGAUGACGGACCCCGACGAGGUGGCCCGGCGCUGGGGGGAACGCAAGAGCAAGCCCAACAUGAACUACGAUAAGCUCAGCCGCGCCCUCCGCUACUACUACGACAAGAACAUCAUGACCAAGGUCCACGGCAAGCGCUACGCCUACAAGUUCGACUUCCACGGGAUCGCCCAGGCCCUCCAGCCCCACCCUCCGGAGUCGUCUCUCUACAAGUACCCCUCGGACCUGCCUUACAUGGGCUCCUAUCACGCCCACCCGCAGAAGAUGAACUUUGUGGCCCCCCACCCCCCGGCCCUCCCCGUGACGUCGUCCAGUUUUUUUGCCGCCCCGAACCCGUACUGGAAUUCACCCACCGGAGGCAUCUACCCCAACACGAGGCUCCCAGCCAGCCACAUGCCUUCGCACCUGGGCACCUACUACUAGAGACGCGAGCGAGGCCUUUCCCGACAGCACUCGAGCGCCAACACGUUGCCACGAGCUCUAUUGAGAACAGGAACCAAAGUGCCUGGAGGAAGCAGGGAGCUUGGCGGGGGCGGGGAAAGGAGCCCGGGGCGCCAUCCAAAGACUCUUAGCGGGAGGGACUUACCAAAGUAUUAUCCGGAGACCGAGAGGAUGCUGAACAUGUAACGUAUACGGACAUAUAAUCUGUGGACCCACCUUGUAAAAGACAUUGUACGUAGAAGCAUGACGUCGUAGGACAGAGUGCCCAGGAGAGCCGUCCCGAGACGUGCACCCACGUGAGCGUCGAGUUCCGAUCCCGCUGACGCCAGCCAGAUCGAACCGAGACAGCACAGAUUGCACGGUCUGGACCGAACGGGCCGUUCCGAAUGCCAUUUUAAGGAAAACUACCUGUAUUUAAAAAUAGAAACAUAUCAAA
Molecule: messenger RNA, 2005 nt
Organism: Molossus molossus (Pallas's mastiff bat)
Lineage: Eukaryota; Metazoa; Chordata; Mammalia; Chiroptera; Molossidae
Gene: ERG
Product: ETS transcription factor ERG
Exons: 10
Coding region: 115-1551 (478 amino acids)
Biological process (GO): cell differentiation; regulation of transcription by RNA polymerase II
Cellular component (GO): nucleus
Molecular function (GO): DNA-binding transcription factor activity, RNA polymerase II-specific; sequence-specific DNA binding
Source: RefSeq, a predicted model, not a curated record